Somion occarium is the source of this 4598-nucleotide messenger RNA. The record is from the annotation of a GenBank genome assembly. Lineage: Eukaryota; Fungi; Basidiomycota; Agaricomycetes; Polyporales; Cerrenaceae.
GACGUAGCGGGACAAUCUUCAAAACUUUGUUCUUCUGCACCUUAUCUCAGAGCGAGCUCAGCCUGAAAUUCAGGAUUUUAUGUAGGUAUGCCUUCUGGCUUUUCCAAACAUAUUCUUAAUGGAUACAAACGGCAGUCCUAGUGGCCUUUGACUGCGUCCAACAUUUGCUUGAAUGCUUUCAGAUGAAUUCAAUCGUGGAACACUUCUCCUGCGGUCGGUGAACCACUUUUAGGUCGCCCAGCGUCGUUUUCUGAAAAUAAAAGCGGAUAAUACAAUCCUGGUUGUUUGAGGCACCUAGUGCAACAUUUAUGACCAUGUUGUUGAACAGCGGAGGCCCCUCUGCCACCUCAAGGCGGCCCUCGCUUCAUACCAGGGUUCCGUCCCUUACUCCAGAGUUCUCUGAUUCUCGUACGCACGGCCCAACAGGCCCCAGUCGUCACGUCCGUCUGCCCCGCGCGACAACUUAUGGUGGAGGUUCCAUCGCGAAAAGUGAGGAUGGUACUCGUUGUGUAGUAGCAGGAAAGGAAUCUCUCCGGAUCCUCCGUGUCACCGAGCCUGAUGCGACUGCCUCAACUUCUGCUGAGCAUAGAACCGCCGUUGGACGUGGCGGAUAUCGGAUUGAGGCGUCGCGAAACCUUUGGGGUGGAAGUGGCUUCAAGAUAGAUAGUGCUUUCACCGAUGUUGCCUGGGGGCACGGUCCUUUCAGCAAUAAGAUUCUUACCAGUGCCCGCAAUGGCGAACUUAUCAUGUGGGACCUGCAGAAGACUGGCGCCUCGAAGUAUGAGCGCCGUGCCCGUGACCAUGUUCGCUCUAUACAACAAUUGGCAUGUUCUACAAUUUCGAUGAAUUAUUGCCUGACUGGUUCCGCGGAUGGAGACCUUCGUAUUUGGGACAUGCGUGACCUCUCGAAGUCUAUUAUGCGGAUACGCCAUCCAACUUCUGUGCGUUCUUUGGUCCUUUCCCCCCUUUCCUGGCAGCCUCUACAGGCGAUCACAGGCCUAGAUAACGGUAGCAUAUACCGGUGGGAUCUCAACAUGGGACAGCGAGGUCUCCUAGAUCGCAUACCAGUAGCGCACAGUAAAGCCAUCAUCGCGCUAGACUGGUCGCAUCCUCACUCCACUUUCGGCGUCAAGAAUGCGCCAGUAAGCCCCACCCAAGCUAGUUCUCCUUGGUAUGGAGGUAUGGGCGCCGGUUUAUUCGACGAUAUUGGCGGCUUCGGUGGCGUAGGUAGUGGUACAAGUGGUCUAACGAAUACACCUGUCGUUGCGGACGGGGAGACUUCGAGGAUGGGAUGGCUAGCCAGUGGUGGAUUGGAUCGAUGUGUAAAGGUCUGGGACCUAACAGCGCCAUCUCCCGAGACUCAUAUCUCUAGAACGCCUGCUUACACCCUUCAUACCUCAUUUCCAGUUCGUCGGGUCCUCUGGCGUCCAGGCCCGGCUUACGAAUGUGAAUUGGCUGUAGUCUCAAAUGUCGAGUUCAGCACUGGAAGCGGAACGGUCGACCAAGCCUCUCCUCCUGGUGCGCUCAGCCCAAAUAUGAGUUCUGAGGCGUUACCCAGUGAAGGAACGGAGACUGCAUUGUCAGUCGCCGAAACUAAAGCUUCUUUGGCGACUAUGAAGAGCGAAGUUGGUGAUCCGGUAGAAAUUUGGGACGUGAGACGAGGGCAUAUUGCAAAGUGGGUAGUCCGGGGGUCAGCAGUUGACGGCGGAGUGACAGACAUGGUUUUCGGUGACCCACAUUCGAUAUGGGCCCAGCACUUCUCUGGCUCAUUCUCUCAAUUCGAUCUUCGCCAAAUGUUGAAACCACUCGAUGCUGUUCCUAGAGUCGCUGCUACUUGGGAUGUAUCCGGUUCUUUGGUUUUCGUCGCUGAUAGACCCCGACGAUGGGAAGUACCCUAUGAUGACAUACCGCCAGAGAAGCGUCAACUUGUCCAAGAGCAGAAAGGCAAGCUCAAGGCACUGGGGGACAAACCCUAUGGCCCUAAGACACAAACUGUUGGAAUGCUUGCCGGGACUGAUCUGACGGAAGACAUCGAUGUGUUCGUGAAGCUUGCAAAAGGUUAUAUCUUUGAGGGUACCGACCGGCGAGAGAUAUGUACUCAUAAUGCCGAGGUUGCCUCGGGCGCAGGCAAGCAAGAUGCAGCGCAAGCAUGGUUGUUACUGCAUUCCCUGCUAAUUGACUUGAACCUGCCACCAUCUCCGACGCUUUCUCUUUCACCUCUUCCCCUGGUACCUCCCCAACUACCACACUCUAACUCUGCUCCUGCCGCUGUACCUACGACUGGACAUCGAAUUGCUUCGACCUCAGUUUCUGUUCUACCUCCUCGUUCAAUUUCUCUGGAUGACCAGGCUCACGGUAGAAGGUCUUCCGCAAGCCCAUCAUCUUCACGCCAUUCGCCAGAGAAGCCAUCUGCACCGAGUUCCGUAACGGGGUACCUCACGCCACAAAGAGUAACUCCUGCAUCGUCUGUUCAUUCCUCACCCCACCAUGCCUCUUCUGCUUUACCUUCGGUGCCUGGUGCUCGUCGCCCCUCUAACUCAGGUUUGUCAGCCUUGACUCCCAUCAGCUCGGGACCUCAAAAGCGACCCAAGAUGUUCCCAUCGUAUGGCCGAAGGCCAUCCUUCCUGCAUAGUGCUCAGAGCGCAAGUCCAAGUGAUAUGAGUGUUAAAAGUGGUCCACUUAGCUUGAAACAUGUCGGAGAGGGCGCUCUCAGUGAUUCCGACGAAGAAGAUGAAGAUGAAGAAGAAAAGGGAAGUGGUAGGGGCAGUGACGCAGAGUCUGAAGACGAGCAUCCCGAAUUACAGGAAAGCUUCCAUUCAGAUAGGGGAAGCAUUCACACAGAAAUCUCUACAUCAUUUCGGCCUUCCAUUUCGCCUUACCUCUAUCCUCGAACCUCCGGUGCAACAUCGCAUACGCACAUACAUCCGAAUCCAAGCCCGCUGUCGCGAGUGGCUGGGCAGCAAACCUGGACGGAGGAUGAAGAUGACAGGGAUGGCGAAGAUUCGCCUUCUCCGGCCUCUUCGUCAAACUCAGAUUACGAAAAUAGCGACGGCGAAGGUUCGGAUGCCGCUUUCAAAGUUUCAAAAGGCAAGAUCUCUAGGCGCAGCUCAAAAUCAAGUCGCCAUCGGACGCGAAGCCGAAGUUCCACAGUUGCCUCUCUUGCUGCGUCGCAGCCAACUCUUAAACCCACCUCGGCGCUGACGGUCCAAACCCCAAAACUCACCAAACAAGAUUCGCAAAGUAGUAUUCGCACAGUGACCGCAGUCAACUCUCCCUAUACGGACGAUAUGAAAGACCCCAGCAGUUUAUAUCGCGACGAUACCGUUCGCGAUUUGGCGAGCUCGUUCUCUUUUGGACGUCCUGGUUCUGUGCAGCCCACUUCGUACCUUCAGCACAAACGUGUACGAUCCACCAUUUCGGCCGAAUUCACACUUGGCGGCGCGCGUAGCAGUCGGGGCACAUCGGUAGAGAGGGUUUCGAAUGCGAUUCCCAAGAAGCGAGCGGCUAGUGUCACCAAGGAGCAGGUGGAAGAGGUUGAGGAGCGUGUACGAGACGUAGGAUGGGAAGCUCUGCGAGAAUCACUGGAUGUGUUUGCAGAUGAGGGUGACGUACAAAUGUGUACCCUUUUGUCGCUUGUAGCUGGGGCGGAGCUCAAGGUAACGAGGACGCGUCUGGUUCGAUUUUUGGAAUCAUAUAUAGACCUCCUGGUCCGACUUCGCCUACAUACCGCUGCAGCAUACAUGCGCAAAUUCACACCUGCUGAAGAAGUCCGGAACGCAACCUUGCUCGAAACUACCAUCUAUACGGCAUGUGGACGCUGUCGAAAACCCCUUAUGCUUCCUUCGGGAGGGACAGUUUUGAGUACCACACCCACUAACGCCACGACGCCUCAUCACCAGGUGAAGCUCUCGCUUGAGCCCAAGCCUCCUCCGAAGCCUGCUGGGAACUAUGCAUUUUGCCUACAAUGCAAGCAGAGUUCUUCCAGGUGUUCCAUAUGCCAUUUACCUGUCCGAGCCAUGCUGUUUAAAUGCACAGUAUGCAUGCAUGGAGGACAUCAGGAAUGCUAUCAGAUGUAUUAUUUACGUCGACCCAUGAUCGAAAUCAAGCCACAUCAACCACCUGUCCCCCAACCACUCCCUGCACCCCCUCGGCCUCCGACACCUUCUCUAGUCCAUCAAGGCAAGCCUCCAACUCGAGGACGUGCGCUGUCAAGAGUCGCAGACGAUGUCUCGGAUGACGGAGUCAGCGCCAUUGUGAAGGACGGUAACAGUGAUGGUGGAGGACCUGCUGGGGUUGGUGGAGGUGUCAGAGGCUCGAUGGCUGUUUUGGGUCAUCCUUGUGCUGCUGGUUGUGGACAUUAUUGUUGGGCUGCCAGUGAUGCUUUGUAUAGUCAACCACUGGAGUAAUUGCUUUUUCAUUUAUUUGUAAAUAUUGUAACAGCAUUGUAGAUAGUUCCGUCCGUGUAGGUACAUGCGAGAACAUAGAGGUAACUUAGCAUCGAUAGUCAAGUUACACAAACGAACAUUGGAGACAACUAGUCCUCGUCGCUUUCAAACUCAAGUUCCUGAUAUUUACGAGCCGCUUGAUUGGGAUUUGCC